Sclerotinia sclerotiorum 1980 UF-70 is the source of this 219-nucleotide messenger RNA. RefSeq lists its product with no specific name. Lineage: Eukaryota; Fungi; Ascomycota; Leotiomycetes; Helotiales; Sclerotiniaceae. The record is from RefSeq and is a predicted model, not a curated record. Bases 1 to 219 code for a protein of 72 amino acids. Gene Ontology annotation, cellular component: endoplasmic reticulum. The transcript is spliced from 3 exons.
AUGGUUCAAACACCCACUCAACGCAAAGCCAACCUCAAGUUCGCUGCUAUAAAUGAGAACAAGCAAGGCAAAUCAGAAGCUCAAUUGCACAAGAAGGAGUUGAAGAAACAGAAGAGUCCUAUUAGUAAGGGUUGGCUAUAUCUCCUCGCAUUCAUCCUUAUCGGUGGAUUCUUCGUCGAUGCGCUUUUCCGCCUGAUCUCCUAUUUCGGCGGUAAUUAA